Drosophila albomicans is the source of this 1699-nucleotide messenger RNA. RefSeq lists its product as uncharacterized. The coding region runs from base 95 to 1597 and encodes 500 amino acids. Lineage: Eukaryota; Metazoa; Arthropoda; Insecta; Diptera; Drosophilidae. The record is from RefSeq and is a predicted model, not a curated record. The transcript is spliced from 12 exons.
UGUCAGCAUAUUUGUAAGUCGCAUAAGACACAGGAAUCCACAAUUAUCAAUAAAAAGUCUACAGAAUUUCUUGAAUUUGCAUUGGAAACUAAAAAUGCGAGGACGUGGACGUGGACGAGGACGUCCCCGUAAAUCAAAUGUUGCAGGCCAAGAGCGUUCCUCUGACAAUAACCAUCUGGCCUUCGAUAACUAUGAAGAUCCGCUUGAUUUUGAUGAGAGUGUUAAGGUGAAGAACGAAGUAUUUGUUGAUGAAAUUAUGCCGGAAUGCGAAGUCUUUGGCAUGAUGAGCAGUCAGGAUCUGCUGGAGGACCAGCGACGCACGCAGCGAGGCAUGAUAGCCAUUGAUGAGCGCAACAUCAAUGAACGUUUAGGUUCCCUGGAGCGUAAAGUGGAUUUCCUGAUAAAUUUGCAUGUCAAGAUCCUCGCCAGAGUUGACAAGUUGUGCGAGGAUGCUAAGGAGGUGGUCGAACCCACAGAGUUUCCUAUCAAAUCCAAGGAAGAACUGGAGAUCAUGGAUGAGAAGAUCGCGAAUGCUCCUGAUAAAUAUAUCGAAUUGUUUAAGGUUCUUUUUAAACCAGACGGUUUUGAAAAGCAUAUUUGUCGCAUUUUCAACGAUGAGAUGGUCAUCGAAAUGAACUUUGAUGGCGCCUGUUCCAAGCUGGGAUUAACUAACUAUGCCAAUUUGAAUUCGGCUUUAUUUGAAUCGCUAAAGAGAGAGGGUUUUACAUACGGUGAUUAUAGAAAGACGGUCCGAUCGGCUUUCAACAAGACUAAAAAUCGUAUCUAUAAAUCAUGGACGCGACGUAGACAAGCAAAAUCUGCGCCAGCGCCAGCAAAAAGAGCUAUGACACCCAAGGAAGAUUCGGCAACAGGUGAUGAAGAGGAAGAUGAGAGUUAUGAAAAUCCUGAAUAUAAAACUACAUCGAAAAAGCGCAGUAUAGAAAAAUCAACGCCUAAGCCAGCAAAAAGAGCUAUGACUCCCAAGGAAGAUUCGGCAACAGGUGAUGAAGAGGAAGAUGAGAGUUAUGAAAAUCCUGAAUAUAAAACUACAUCGAAAAAGCGCAGUAUAGAAAAAUCAACGCCUAAGCCAGCAAAAAGAGUCAUGGUUGAAAAAGAGAAAUCACCACCAGCUUUGGACGAUGCAGAUGAAUUUGAGGUGGAUAGAUUUGAGGACUCAUCGCCAAUGGAUUUUGUCAAAGCCAAUCUGGAUAUUUUGGAGGAUGAUUAUGAACCAGAGAUGUCAGCAGAACUGGAAGAACUUACAGUCGAUUUUCCCAUCAAGGAUAAAAGCCAAUUGGAAGCUGUCGAGAAAAAGAUUUCAAGCAAUCGAGAAAAAUAUGUUCGUCUGUUUAAGUUUUAUUUAAAGUCCGGUAGCUUUGAGGAAAACUGUGCGUCCUUUUUCGAUGGAAGUUUGGCAGUUGAUAUGAGCUAUGAUGGACUCGGCUCGAAAACGGCAUUCAGCAAUUAUGUGCACUUUAAUAUUGCUUUAUUUGAAUCUCAAAAAAGUGAUGAAUUUACUUACGAAGAUUAUAAAAAGAGCGUGCGUAAUGGUUUUUUAAAAUACAAAAAAUGGAGACGCAACGAUAAGAAGAAAUAGUUUAGAUUAAUAUUAAUAUAACUUAUUAGUCUUAAACAAUAGAAUAGUUCAACUACCAGUUUUAUAUUUAUAAUGAAAAUAAAACAUUGUUUUAGUGUGGCG